CUGACUGCGAUACACUCCUUUUCCAUCUUAUUUCUUUCUACUGUUCAUUCCAUCAAAGGACGAACGACGAGUCGAUCCGUUUCGUUCCGUUCCAUACCGACAAUCGCGCAAUAUAGCCAUCUCUGGUUUGCCGACACUCUUUUUCACACCAUAUCGACGACCCAUUCAGCGCCUUACGCACGACCGACCGACCGAUCGAUCGGGGCCAUGUCCGCAAAUGCCUGGCCCGGGGCCGACAGCUCCUCCCAGCACUCUGGGCAGCUGUCGCAGAAAGAUCUCGUCCUCGACCAGCAAAUGAUUAAGCACCUUCUCAACAGAUAUGGCCAAGACAAACUGAAUCUUCUUAUCCAGGAAACCACCGGCCCUCAGUCGGAUGGUGCAUCAAUUGUGUCGUCGGCGCAGUCAUCUAUCCUGUCGGAUGACCAGUCGAGCAUGUGGGAUACCCAGAGCAUCAGAACAUUCUCCGACACCUCGUCAAUCACUGGCAGCAUCAUCUCCAAUGUGUCUCGCGGCACAUCGAAAAUCCUGGGUAGACGGAGUGGAAGCAGUAGCGCCGCGGCUGCGGCCCAAGCCCAAGCGGCGCAACAGGCGGCUCAGACACAGCAGGACUCAGAAUCAUGGAAUGGUAUCGACGUGCCCAACUCGUCCAACACAGCAUCCGACGCUGCAUCAAUCUCCACCAGUGCCUCAAAACAAAAGGGGGCUUUCAUGUGCGGAUUCUGCAAGGAGGAAGAUAUCACCAAAACGUGCACCCGCAAAAACGAUCUCAAGCGCCAUAUUGAAGACUUCCAUAACGUCAAUGCGCAAUGGUUCUGCCGUCAUCGUGGUUGCCAAAUGGUAUUUGAUUGGCAAGGCGCCUACAAGACACAUUUGAAGCAGGCGCAUGGCGGGUCGAGAAUGUCCCUGGACGAGGCCAAGGUCAACCUUUGCCCACAAGUCGUCUUUGCAUGCGGCUUCGACAACUGCCUGCAAGUGUUCGAAGCGCAAGGCGACUCGGACGCAAGUGCGACCUUCAAGGAGUACGUGAGCCACGUCGUGAAGCACUUUGACGAAGGAUCCAACAGUGGCGAUUGGUCAUACUCAGCAAGGAUACGGAACCUCCUCAGACAAGGCCAGGUACAAUCAGCUUGGAACGAAUCGAUGUGGAACGAGGCGUCACGGACAUCUCUGCAAUGGAGCCCCCAGACGUCUGGCAUUUUGAGGAAACGACUCGAGUGUCGCCAUGUCGGAGAUGUCAAGCUGCUUGUGCAGUACGCCAUGAUGCUCGGCUCCGAUCCUAGCAGCAUUGGAAAGUUCCGCGAAGACUUCGUCACCCCUGUUGCCGAUACGUGCACCUUGCACAUGCUUGGGCACAAAUCACGACAACCGACCAUUGCCGCUCCUCCUGAGCAGCCGGCCGACCCUUUCUCCUUCAAGAUAUCACGCGGCGCAAACCCUGCCCUUGCCGCUUAUAUGGCGUCUCAACGUAGAGUCUACGUUCCCAGACAGCAGCGGGUUGUAAGGCCACCGCAAUUACAUCACCCUCACCAGCAGGUACCGUCAUCCAACCCGAUGGCCAGUCACUCCCGGUUAUCGCAAUCAUCACAUUCAUCACACACAAGUAGCCAUCACGGCCACCCACAGGUUCACCACAACAACCAGAGUCACAGCACUUUGGGACAUUUCUUCCAGGCGAUGCCCGAAUCACAGAUGUACGACCCGAACAGCAACGCCCAAGGCUUCGGACCUAGCAGCGGCGCAAUGCACCACAAUGGAAUCAUAGCAGACGAUAUGCAGAGCCUAAGAAGUAUGGGCGGAGGCGCACCCGACUCGACAGACGUGGAAAUGCAGGAUGGUUUGAUGCCGGAUUUCUCUUCGCCCUACGGACAGCAUUCAGCAAAUCUGACAAGUCCAUCCAUCAACGGUCAUCCAGACGGAUUCUUCCCUCCCGGACAAGCUUAUUAA
Colletotrichum tamarilloi is the source of this 1944-nucleotide messenger RNA. RefSeq lists its product as uncharacterized. The record is from RefSeq and is a predicted model, not a curated record. Lineage: Eukaryota; Fungi; Ascomycota; Sordariomycetes; Glomerellales; Glomerellaceae. The transcript has 2 exons. The annotation marks the transcript as partial.